GCGCCCUCCCCACGCCAUGCCAUGGCUCUUUGGAGUUUUAAUUUUUCUCCAGCUGGCAAUCAGUUUUUCUCCAACAGACAUCAGUGCCUACCGUAGGACCGCUCAGGACAGACACUAGUAACCAGUGCUCGCGAGGACUUACUCAAAUCACACCGCCUGCUUAGUGCGUGUUUCGCAUAAUACAUAUUUUACCCUGAUAGACUUACCUGCAGUGAUAAAGCCGCGAUUUACGUCAUCUCGUGUGCGCGUGUAUUUAAGUGUGUGAUAGGAAUUUGUGCAAGCUGAAAUUGUACGAAUUAGUUCUUGUUCUCGGUUUGCCAAAACUAAAGAUUGGUUUGAUAAGCGUGAAACGAUUGUUUGCCUAAUGAAAAUUAACCAAAAAUAAACUUCAAUAGUGGUAUUUUGUUGAAAAAUAAUCCAACUUUAUUGAACGUUUUGCUCCGCGUUGAGCGGCACUGAUUUUGGCCGUUUUGACGAAACACGAAUGAGUUUGGUUUUUCUGUGAUGCUUUGAGAGAAAGAAAAUCAUUGGCAAAGUGCGUACCUUCGAGGCAUUCCAUACAUUGGUUAAAGUCAAACUAAGAACCCAAUCUCCACACGUGAAAAUCGUGAAAACAUUUAACCAAUGUAUCAGUUUUCCACAAAAAAUCUCUCCUGCUGAUUAAGCGCAAGAUGAGUGUUAACCAGCGGAGAAGUCACUGCCACUGAAGGUGGGUGUGUGACGACUACACCACUGUGUCGGAACGAGCGAAUUUGACUCAUCAAAUCGAGCACAAGACACAAUUCGAAGACAAACAUAAAGUACCAGCAUUCAUUGUUUGAUUUGCUACAAAAACCUGCACGAUUCAUAGGAAGUGAGUGAAGGAAGAAGCUGUGUUAGAAAGUCAUCGGCAGCGGAUGCUACCUGAAUGUGAACCAGCAGCCGAUUACCACUGGAUGCAACAAUGGCCAAAUCCGUGAAAUUUGUGAUUUAUCGACCCCUGACGAUGCUAAGUCUCUGGCUUUUGCUCGGCUGUACCACCCAAGCACAAUCCACCGGAAAUGCUACCAUAACCGUAACAUCACCGUUAUCCUCGUCAUCGUCGUCGUUUUCGAUGUCUCCCGAACUGCCACCGGAACCAAAGUUUCGAUUUCUGCGACCGACCUUUACCCGAACAGAACUGAAAGUGGCCCGAAGUCUCGACCCGGACAAUGUUCAAAAGCUGAACGUUCGUUCGAAUAACGGUCGGAUGGUUGAAAUAAUCGUGAAGAAGCGAGACGAAAAGAGUGGAAUUUCCUGGGGAGUUCCGUUGUCCCAAAACAGCAGACCGACUGCUUCCGAUGGAUACCGAGUCACGGGUGACAACUCGCCAGGAUCUAUGGACAUAAUUAACGCAUUUCUGGAGCACGUGAAUCGAAUCGAACGACCGGCUAGGUAUUACGAAGACGAAAGUUCGAUCAAGAACGAUCGACGACCGGUCCGAAUAGCGGUCAGUAACCGUCCAGUUGAUGAAACUAUGGCUGCCAAUGUCCCUGCACCUGUCGUCGUCAAUUCGGACGCUGUUUAUAUGAAAGAUAAUCCAUUCGGUAAUAAAACUAAAAAGAAGCCCAGAGCUUUACAGGAAAUAGGAGAAGAUGGAAUUCCGGUAGUGCACGGAAUUCGAGUACCGGAUGAUGAGGCAGAUAAAAAACAGGUAUGGAGAAAUGCUCGAGUAAUCAACGGCGAACUGGUACCGUACGAAAAAGGUCACAUUCCGAAACGGAUGGAAGGUACGGGAGACGCCUAUGGUCAGCUGAUAUUUGCCCGUCCAUCAAGUGGUGAAACGGGACGAAGACGCAGCAUCGGUCCAUUCACGACAGCCGAUAAUUUUCCUUUGAAUGACAAACCGAAAAGUUUCGGCCCAUUCAGCGUGGAAGACAAUUUGCGAUCCAGUGUGCGAGUUAACGAUGCGGAUCCGAUGCCAAUGGUGAGGAUGCCGGCGAACAUUGGCCCCUUUUCGCGAGCAGACAAUGCCCGGGUUUCGAACGCUAAGUUGAUCGACUACAUCAAAAAAAUUAACGAUCAGGAAAGUCGAAAGCACUACUACAUGGCGAGGACACCGAACAAAGAGAUUUUUGCAGAACAACCCAAAAUUCAACGAAGAAUGCUGCAGAAUCCAGGAAAUCCGGUCUAUCCGGUUUCGAAACUGUACUCGUUCCCGGGUUCCAAUCAGCAACAGAACGAAUUGGAAGAUUCGCGAAAACCAGUGCUUCAAUACGCCCAUCCAGAGUUGGGUGUGCAGCCGGCGAAGUUUGUCCCUCCGGAAAACAAACCAACUCCAAAGGCUACGAAAAAAAUUAUUAAUGUGGAGUUCGCUAAACACAACGAUCACUCUCCGUUCGCAAUCGAACCGGCAAUGAUGGGUAAAGAUUAUUAUGACCAUCCGCCCGGUGUCAAGUUUCCGACAAAAGCUCCCUACGACGAACUGUACCAGCCGGUCAAAAUGCCGGCAACCUAUCCGUACACCUACGGAUUCAUCCGUCGUGUGAAACCCGAACGACCGCUCUGGAUGAAGCUAACGGAAAAAGUGAAAGAUAGUUUUCAAACCGGAAUCCACACGGUGCACGAAUUCACAAAACCGGUGCUGGAUCCGCUCGUCGAGGCCGGUCACAAAAUAUCCAAAAAUUUGGGAUUUGUCAAGAAGACUAAUGAAGCUAAGGACAAAGCUGAUCUGGUGGUGGCACCAGCUACAGGUUCAAUUGUUCUGCCGGCUUUAGGUAUGCUCGCCGGUGGAGCUGCGCUGGGACUCGGGGCCGUCGCUGUUGGUCGAUUUUUCGAUCUGGAUAUGCUGCGAAGAUCCGGCGAGCAGCUCGUUAUGGAAUUGGAUGAACUGCAGCACAAACGAGCUCUAGAAGGAACCGAAUCUCGUCCAGAUAAAUACUAUCUGUUCGUUCCGUCGACGGCCGUCACCCGGUUGGAUCCGGUGGAAAAUGUGAUGGAAUCACGCCGCUCAAAACGAUCCGUGGAUGGCAGUUAUCAGCUUUUGGAUGACAGCGCUGCACAGGACAAUGAAAUUUUUCGUAACGACAAAUUCGAUGAUCAGGGUGAUGUGAUCGAAAUCAUCGACCUAAAGUUGCCGGAGGAUGUAAGCGAGGAGUCAACCGAUGACAAUGUGCAAUUUUUAGGUAACACGGAUAGGAUGCUUCGCAAUAGGCGAAGGCGAGCUAUCGAGGGCGAGGAUGCUGAGGUUUUUGGUCAAACACUGCAAGAUGUGGAACGUGAUCUCCCUCGUCCGUCGCGGGUGGCAUUCGAGCAGCAGCUCAAGCAGACCGAUUGGAAAAAUCCUUCCUGUGCCAAAAGAACCUUUUGUCUGGUCAUGGUCCAUCAAGGGGCCGACGACGUGGUGCUGAUGGAGAAGAAAAUGUACACCAUGCUGGAGAUGAUGCAUCCAACGCUGGGGGCGACACUGACCAACCACCUAUCGGAGGUAACCGAUGCCAUCCGGCAGCAUGACUGCGAGCGAUUUGUGUGUCAUCAGCGAACGUAACAUGAAGGGUCGGAUGACGAAGAAGCAAAACCAGUAAAAACCCAUCGAAACAGCAGCGGUUAAGAGAAAGGUUAGGCAAAGGCCGAUCAGGAACUUUUUAAAUAAAUUUGAAAGCGAAAAUCAUACUGCUACGAGGUGUGUUACCCACUGUAAUAUCGAUUUCAGAAAGUAGCGCCAGUAUAUAAAAAGCAAUCAUUGUUCAGAAUGUUGCUUACGUGACGUAGAGGACGGCGCGCCAAGACCUGACUAUCACUGUAUUUGAAAUGCCAAAGGAUGAUUAGAAUGCGGGAAGGAGAAACAAAAUUUCCGUUUAACAUUAGAUUCGAGACAGUAUCAUACGUUGUAGUGCCUUUAGAUGGUAGAUUAUGACUAAAUUAGUGAAGCGCAGUCGACCUGGAAUUCGCAUUGACUUAGGAUUUAAUGAAAAAAAAAAAUAAACUAGCUAACUUAUUUGCCUGACAACGUUUCCCUCGAACAUAACAAAAAAAAACAAAAAAGAAGGUGACAUUAGUGACAAAUCUCGCAUAUUUAUUUCGAUUUUAUCCUAAUUAUGUAAACGGUUAUUUAAUUCAUAACUUAUUGGCGGGAUUCCUUCGAAGGGCAACCUUUCCAUUUUGACUGACCACCCGCACCCGCAGGAAUCGUUAAGCACCUUCACCGGAAUAAUAUGGUUUGCACAUUUUGUAACUAUUAAGAAGCAGACGUAGACUCUUCGACAUCAGGACGACUCAGAGAGUUCCGAGCUGAUACCUAUUUAUGUCACUGAACGUUGAUUAUUAGCAUUAGGUUUAUUAUACACAGUCUUGUUUACAAUGAAAAAAGUUAGGAUAUUAAUGUGAUGCGAAAAAUGUGACCAGUGGGAGUAUAUAUGGAGAUAUACUUAUAAAUAUUA
Malaya genurostris is the source of this 4397-nucleotide messenger RNA. RefSeq lists its product as uncharacterized. The record is from RefSeq and is a predicted model, not a curated record. Lineage: Eukaryota; Metazoa; Arthropoda; Insecta; Diptera; Culicidae. The coding region runs from base 944 to 3505 and encodes 853 amino acids. The transcript has 4 exons.